Messenger RNA from Hypanus sabinus (Atlantic stingray), 2509 nucleotides. RefSeq lists its product as uncharacterized. The transcript is spliced from 8 exons. The record is from RefSeq and is a predicted model, not a curated record. NCBI's taxonomy places the organism in Eukaryota, Metazoa, Chordata, Chondrichthyes, Myliobatiformes, Dasyatidae. The coding region runs from base 163 to 1377 and encodes 404 amino acids.
UUACAUUCUUGUGAAAGGUCGUUAUAUUACCAAUUAACGCUAUACGAAUGCAGGGCACUAUUUAAUUGGCGCUUGAAGUAAAGCCACUGCCGCAGUCAGCCAGCAGCGGGUGGGCUUUGCAUUUAUUUCGAGUAUAGGUUGGUCUGGGGCGAGGGUUGGCGGAUGGGCUGCGGAAGAGUCGCGAUGGUAGGCCGGCGGGGCAGAGAUAGGGGCAAGCAGGACAAGGACAACAGUUCGGCGUUGGGGCUGCGCUUGCUACCCUUGGCCCGCAAGCUCGCCUACUUUGACGGUGAGUUCGAGCGGCUGCAGCGGGAGCGGCGGCUGCCUGCGUCGCGCUCGGAGCGCCUGCGGGUGUUGGAGCCGCUGCUGCGCUGCGGGGCCUGUCCUUCCCCCGGCCCGAACGGCGACUGCAGCUUAGUGCUGGCCGCCGGCGUCCUGCUGCUCCUUCUCCUGCCCAGCUGCCUCCUUCUCUGCGGAGGCCCAGCCGCCCGUUUCCUCAGCUUCUGCGGCCGUGUCCUGCUCAUUCAGUUGCUGCCUUAUUGGGAUUGGACAUUGUACUCCAACACAGACUGCCUGAUUAGGAACCCUUAUUACUUUGCGAGGGGCCUUGAGUCCUUGCAACUCACAGACUGCAUCAAUGUAUGCCAGAAAUACCCAACAGUGGAAUCUCUGCAGAAAGUGGAUCCAAAGGUUGUUCUUCAAAAGUAUCUGCGUCAGAAUCUACCCCUUGUAGUAACAGAUGGGGCUGAAGAAUGGGUUGCCAUGAGAGAGUUCACUGUGCCAUUUCUAACUCAGUUAUUCAGUGGACAUCCAGUGCUGCAAAACACAAUUGUGUGCAGUUACUGGGACUCUCAUGACUCUCUGGAGAAAAGCCCAGGUGCUUUCUUAGAAAAGGUCCAUCAUCAAAGGCUUUCCCAGUGGGCAAUUCAGUGGAAGAAUUGUAACAAAGCAGCAGCUAAGGUGAUCCGUGGGUUCUAUCAGCGACCUUACUUCCUCCCUUCAGUGGUGGAAUUAUCAGAAUCCAACUGGCUGCUAAUGGCCUCACAAGCAGGAGAUGGUGGCGCAGGGAAUAUUUUUGUAAAGAUGGGAGAUCACGAUGGGGACUUGCUGAUGUGGAUCGCUCAGCUUCAAGGAGUUUUUGAGGUUCAGCUCCUACCCAGGGAUAUAUGUGCAAGCAACUGUACCCAUUAUACAAUGCAGCUUUCACCUGGACUGACAGUUGCUGUACCACUGAGGAUGUGGGAGGUUCAGUAUCGUGCUUUCAGUUCCACUGCCAUUGGACUUGCUGCAACCGGAAACUGGCUUCAAGACUCCAGUAUUGGCAGUAAAGGAGAAAAAACAAAUCCAUUUCCAAUAAACACAGAGGAAUGCAGGUGAAAUGUUACUGAUUUCUAGAGUGAUGUGUAUCUUGUCUAGAAGCUAGAAGAAGCAUUAUGGAUGUUUAUGGGGGUGUUGAAGGGAAUAGUGUAGUUCUUGGUGGGAUGGAUAAAAAGAACAAUGCCAUCAUAUAGAGGUGGUCAAGAGCUUAAAUCUCAACAGGAAGAAUGUUGGCUGUAGACUGCUGUAUAGAAUAGGGGCCAUUGAUCUCUGCAGGAAGUAAUGCGAUAUAUUCUUCCGUUUGGUGGAAGGGAAAAGGACUUCAAAUACACUUCACAAAGGGGAGAGAAUUAUCAGGAAGAGGAGAGCUGUAUAUCCCUGCAGGAAGGAGGAGGAGACUGUACAUCUCUUCAAGGAAUGUGAGAAGAAAGAUGGUUGUAGAUCUCUUAAAAAGAGCCACUUUUUUUUAAAAAAGGUUGAAUGUCAUUAAACUCUGGGUUUUGAUUAAAUCACUAAUUUGCUAUAUGGUGGUUGAGGAAGAAUUGGUUUGAAGUAGUGAAAGUUCAAGAUGUGCAAUGAAACUGGUUGAUUCAGGGUAUAAAAUUUUUCUUGUGUCUUGAAAUUAGGAAAUGCAACUUCAGCUGUGAGGAAAGGUUAAAAUAAAAAUUAAAAAGUGAAAAUCUAAGUAUAAACAAAAUGUACAUUUAUGAAUUGGCCAUUAGUUACAAAGUGAGUGUUUUGAUUAUGAGAAAAUGACUUGGUACAGAACUUCAUUGAAAUAAACAUUUUAUUAAAUGACUCCAACACUAAUGUUUAUGAUUGAGUAUAAGACAAGUUUGCUGCUCAGCUUUGAUCCCUUUGCUGUGAUGAUAGUCUAGAUCCCAAUGUGCAAAGAAUCUAAUCAGUUGUGUAAUGUAAAAGGGAUUCUGAUUUCUGCCUAUGAAGUCAUAAACAUUUCAUGGAUUAAACCUGUGAAUGAAAUACAGUGGUUUGCUAAGCAGAACUUUGGUAAAAUUCCAGUUUUCGACCAACCUUAAUUUUAUUUGCCCUGUGAUUGUCAAAAGGCGAAUAUAAAAUUGCUAUGUUGGAAAAAUUGUAAAAUAAUGUGCUUUUAUGUUUAGAACAAUUGUUGAACUAUGCUACAUUCUGUUAUUGAGAAUUCCGUGCUGAAAAUAAACUUGACAAUAGAACA